Apis dorsata (giant honeybee) is the source of this 1101-nucleotide messenger RNA. RefSeq lists its product as uncharacterized. Bases 306 to 632 code for a protein of 108 amino acids. Lineage: Eukaryota; Metazoa; Arthropoda; Insecta; Hymenoptera; Apidae. The transcript has a single exon. The record is from RefSeq and is a predicted model, not a curated record.
UAAAAAAAAAAAAAAAAAAAAAAAAAAAAAAAGAAAAAGAAAAGAAAAGAAAAGAAAAGAAAGCAAAGACUGUAAAAAGGAAGCGUUCGGAUUAAAAAUGUCGAUGGCAAUUGAGUCGAGAUCCAUUUUGUACUUAUUUGCGCUGGAACAACGAGAUAUGAGAAACUCUCGAGUUUCACUCGAGAAUAUUACGUUAGAAUUGCUUGGUAACUGGAUGAUGUGUAAACGUGUAAUGAUUAAAAUGGUAGUCGCGAUAACGAUGCUGAGAACAAUGCAAUAAUCAUCAUGAUAAUAAUGGCGCAAUCAUGAUGAUAGUUGACUGUGACAAUGGUGAUGACAACGUGGAUGGAACGUUAACGUCAACACCAAUGCCAACAAUGACGACUAUUGAUGACGGUAUGGCGCUGAUUAUCGUGAUAGUAAUAAAGAUAAUGGCGACGGUAAUGGUGACUAUAACGGUGACGAUAACGACGACAACGACAGCGACGACGACAACGAUGAUGAUUAUAAUGAUGAUAAUGAUGAUAAUGGUGAUGAUGAUGGCAAUGAUAAUAAUUUUUAUGGGAAUGAUUAUGAAUUUUCGAAAUCGAAAAAAUAAUUCGCCAAUGAUAUCUUCCAGGCAGACGAAAUAAAAUUCUGCAUCAUGUAAGUACGAGAAAUGAACAUGUUCGCAAGAUUUCUUAUAUAUAAUCCUACUAUAUAAUUUAAAAUACUCAUCUAAUCAAAGAAACAAUUUUCACCUAAUAAUAAACCUAGCUUUAUAAAUCAUGAGGAUACAUGCUCAGAUAAACAUUGUGUUUUUAGUUGUUUCGGUGAUAAAGAGGAAGAUGCAUUAAGUGACAUAGUGGAAAGAUUUAUUUUACACGUAUAUAUAUAUAUAUAUACAUAUAUACAUAUAUUUAUUAUACAUGUAUAUGUAUAACAAUGUUCAUGCAUACGUAUGGUAUACCAAUUGAACGAAUGCGAUUUUGAUCGACCUACAAAAAAAAAAAUCAGUAUCACAUUCGAUUUUAUAUUACUUGGAUUCGUGGAAUCCAAGGGACCACGGAGAACUUGAAAAAAAAAAAUUUAAUCAACGAUUCGUUAUCGAAAUAUGUCGAA